AUGGCACCGGCUGCUGCAUGGAAUAGAGGACCAGUAUGUGGUGUCGAUAACUGUCGAUCCCGACUAUAUCGUCAUAGUGAUGGGUUAACCAUCUGUCAAUUUGGUCAUGUUAUGGAAGGAGGAAUUGAAAUUAAUGAUGAUCAAGAUCAAACUCAAAUUACAACUAGAAGAUUGAAUGUAUUGCAUGUCGAUGAUCGUGGAUCAUUCACUAGUACUAAUAUGUCUCAAUCCCAAAGUUCUUUGGCAAGUUCUAAUGGUAAGGGUAAUCGAUUAUAUGGUAAAGAAGGGAAAAAGUUAUUAUAUCAAUGUUUUCAAAUAUUAUUAAAAAAACAAUUUGAAACUUGUGUGGAAGUAUUUCUUUCUGAAUCUAUAAAAGAAGAUUUAGAACUUGUGAUCAAGACUAAUUGGAUUAAGAUCAUGAAUCAAGAACUUGGAGAUGAAGAUGACGUAUCUCAUAAUUAUAAAGCAAUGUAUCAUUUAGAUUUAAUAGCGUUAAUUUAUUUAUCAAUUUUACAAUUAAGAUUCCAACCAUUAUAUACGAUUGAAAUAAUCGAUAAGAUUAAGACAAAUGAAAUUCCAUAUAUAAAGUGUUUACAUUUGAUUCCUACAUCAUUAUUAACUAAAUUACCUAAUGAGUAUCUUUUAAGAUUACAAGCUUCAUCAUUACCUAUCAAGAAUGAAUUUUAUUAUAGUAUUGAAACCAUGGCUCAUAGGUUAUAUUCUGAACAACUGGAGAAUCCCGUUCAAUCUAUAGAUAUCCCGAUUAAUUAUUAUUAUCCUUAUAUUUUCAAAAUAUUAACUCAAGAUUUAUUAUUACCUAAUGCGAUUGAUUUAUUUAAUACAUAUAUUGUAUUAGUGAAUAAAUUAUAUAAAAAGGAUAAUAUCACGGAACAACAACACAAUGGAAUCAUCCCCUUAACAACUAAAUACAAUAGGGUCAAUCGGUUCUAUCAAAUCAUAAAAUUUCCUGAGAUUAAAUUAAUCAGUAUUUUAAUAUUCUUAAUUAAAUUAAGUUCAAUAACAACCAAACAUACAUCACUAUUCACUUAUCAGAUUAAUUUUAAACAUUGGUAUAACAAUCUUACGAAAUUUGAAUCAAAUAAUGAAUAUAAGAAUUAUGUUGAAACUUCUAAUGUUAAUGAUUUAAUUAAUUGGUCUGAUGAUAAAAUUGAUAAAUAUUGUGAUUGGGUUUAUGAUCAAUUAAUCCCGAAAAAGAAUAAGACCUAUAUAACCGAACAAGAUAAUAAUGGAGAAAAGGAUACUAAUGAAGAAGAAUUAACUAUAAUGGAGAAGAGAUUAUUUCAAAUCUUUAAUAUUGAUAUGACUAGUUCCGGAUCCGAAUCAGAAACGUCAUCACCUGAACCAUCCACAGCGGCUCAAAAACGGAGAAAAAGAAAUGACGGGUCUAACACAAUCGUUACAAUGAAAGAUGUGUUGAGAAGUGGAGUCCCUAGUCAUAUAAAUACUAAUGGUGACAUUAGUAAUCAUCAAAAGAAGAAAUCCAAGUCGGAAGAUAUGAUUGAUUUAAAUAAUAAAUUGGUUAAUAAAUUCACCAUCUUAUUAGGAAUAACUAAUGAAACUUUAACGAAAUCAAUAUUAGAUGCUGAAUCUGAUAUUCAAAAAGCUUUAAUGAAUUAA
Molecule: messenger RNA, 1638 nt
Organism: Scheffersomyces coipomensis
Lineage: Eukaryota; Fungi; Ascomycota; Pichiomycetes; Serinales; Debaryomycetaceae
Exons: 1
Coding region: 1-1638 (545 amino acids)
Source: RefSeq, a predicted model, not a curated record